Molecule: messenger RNA, 582 nt
Organism: Cooperia oncophora
Lineage: Eukaryota; Metazoa; Nematoda; Chromadorea; Rhabditida; Trichostrongylidae
Source: the annotation of a GenBank genome assembly
AUGGAUUGUGAUAAAUGUGGAGAUUUCGCUGUUAUCAAACAAUGUGAGGGUGAACCUUCUAGGAUUUACCUCACUGGCCAUGGCGGUGACAGUUUCCUCAAAUUUCAAGAUGCUGAAGAACUGACAAACGUCGAUUUAGCGUAUGCCAUUCAGACGAUGUAUGAAGAUAACCGGUACCAUGAAAUGUUCUUGAUUGCGGACACUUGUCGCAGCGCCUCGAUGUAUGAAUGGGUGUCGAGUCCUGGAGUACUUUCAUCCAGUAGCAGUUUGACACAUGAGGAGAGCUAUUCGUAUGAUGUGGAUGACGAAAUCGGUGUUUAUGUCAUUGACAGAUACACGCAUUUCACCGUGGCAUUCAUGAAUCGUGAAGUGAAAGCUUUGAAUUCUACGGCAACCAUGCAGGAUUAUCUCGACUCUUGCUCUCGCCGUCAGUGUCUAUCAACUGUUGGAGUACGUAAGGAUGUCUAUCCAAAAGAGCCUUCUCGGGUUCGUGUGACUGACUUUUUUGGCUCAUCACGAAUUAUUCGCCACCUUACCGAGGAGAUCGAAAUCGACGACGACUGGUUGAAUAUCGGCGAAUAA